This is a messenger RNA of Funneliformis geosporum, 3633 nucleotides long. Lineage: Eukaryota; Fungi; Glomeromycota; Glomeromycetes; Glomerales; Glomeraceae. The record is from the annotation of a GenBank genome assembly.
AUGACCACGCAACAGUCAGACAAAGAUUCAUAUUCAACUGGAAACAAUUCCGGUAACUCGCCUCAACACGAAACUAGAUAUUUUUCUAAAAGAGCUAGAGAAAUUCAAGCAGAAGAAGGUAUCACUUCUGCUUAUCGUUCCGGUGCUCUUCCUCCUCCAUCGUUCUCUACAAAUGGAGCUUUUAAUAAUGGAACCCUUCUUUCAGAUUCUGCUGCUAGUGCAUCCCUUGAAUUUUUAAAUUUGAAGUCAGUUGGUACUAAAACUUCUACCCCAAAUGGUAGUAGCCAAGACCAUCUGUCUUCAUAUCCUUCUUCUUUUCGUCGUACACGUGCAGAUACUUUACCUUCUUCUUUGUCACGUCCUCCUAUUAUUCAUGGACAUAAUCCCACUUCCUCUUUAUCAAUGUCUAAUUCUAUGAAUCCUUCGUCUGCCGCAAAUUUACUUACUCCUCCUAAAGCCAAUUCUCGUCUUCGUUCAGGAUCACUUACAUUACCAUCUUCAUCUCUUUCUGCUGCGUUUGGACCAUCUAUUUUUACUUCUGGAUGGUCAGAUCAUCGAAGUGAGUCGAACGGUCCCCCAACUCCACCUAUGCAAACUCCUACUACGGGUGAUUUGCUUCGUGGUGAUGAAAAUAACACUGUUGGUAAAACCUUAGAUUAUUUAGGUUUAGAUGAUCAUGAACAUGGUGGUGGUUCAGGACUUUCAAAAAUUUCUACAAGUUCUGGUAACCUUCCGCAAAUUAAAGUUGAAAUGAAAAAUUCUGCUCCUUCCUACACUUCCUCUGGUGGUAGUAUUCCAAAUAUUCCUGCUCUUCGUAGAGAUGCAAACAGAAUACGUUCUUAUUCUGUUUCUGCAACAGCAAAAUAUGAUGAACCACCUGUUACCACUACUAUGACCACAAAUAAUUUAUUUCCUCCGGGUUCUGCUGCAGUCCAACAAUUCCAUCAAACCCAUUCCAGACCUCGCGCCAUUAGUUUGGGAAUUUUAGAUUUGCCUAAUGAUAUUAUGAUGAUGCGUCAAAGUAGAAAUAGUCAAAUGUAUAAUGAUUUACCUGAUUCCAAUAAAGGUGUGGGAACUACAAGUUCAUCUAGAUCCCUUGGAGGUGAACAAUUGUUGGGAAUGAUGCUCGUUGGCGCUAUGGAAGGUAAAAAGAAGCAACAACAAGCAAUUCAUAUGGAUGAUGAUUAUUUGUUAGUUGAUCAUGAUGAUAUGGAGAUGCCACGAUCUGGCGUUUCUACCCCGCGUGAUCAUACUUCUGAUCAUUCACAACAAGGCACUCCUCCACCGCAGACACCAACUCGUUCUUUAUGGAUUGGAAAUAUUGACCCAAAUCUUAGCACUCAGGACCUUAUGCAACUUUUUUCACCAUAUGGAUCCAUUGAAAGUCUUAGACUUUUACCUGAUAAAGAGUGUGGUUUUGUUAAUUUUGUUCGUGUUGAGGAUGCUGUUAGAGCUAAAGAUGAUAUUAUGAAUAGAAUGGGAGGACGUGUUGGAAAUUGUAUUGUUCGUGUCGGUUACGGUAAAGCUGAUGCAUUGAACAAUCAUGACCUGUCACCUUCAUCUCAAACUCAACUUCAACCCACACGGGCUCUUUGGGUUGGAAAUAUUCCUACUUCCACAACACCUCAGACCUUACAGAAUAUUUUUUCACCGUUUGGAGCAAUUGAAUCGGCCAGGGUCCUAACGCAUAAGAAUUGUGGUUUUGUUAAUUUCGAGAAAUUGGAUGAUGCUGUCAAAGCAAAGAAAGCUUUGCAUGGUAAAGAGGUUCUUGGAAGUGCUGUUGGUCCUGUCAGAAUUGGUUUUGCUAAGGUACAACCUAAACCCUCUCCUACAUCGACUCCCGAACCAGGGUCUCCGGCUAUGCGUCAUAUUAGAAAUCUUUCGUCCUCAUCAUCCUCUUCUAAUAACCAAAAUUCUGGUGCAACGAAUAAUACCGCAAAUGGUCUUACCGAGAAACAAUUGAUGAUGCGUGAAUUAAGUGGCGGAGUUGAUGACGACAUUGACGACGUUAAUGAAAAUCGUCCUCCUACAACAUAUUUCACCUCUAUCCCACCUGUUGGAGAUCCCAAUCCAAACCGCAAACCAGAUGCUUCUAGGUUAAGAGAAAUUCGAAAACGUUUAGACAGUGGACAUUGUGCCGCUAAGGAAGUUGAAGCUAUCGCUGCUGAAGUUUUAGAUGAAUGUGUUGAAUUAUCAAGUGAUUACAUUGGAAACACAGUUAUUCAAAAGUUAUUUGAACGUUGUACUGAGAAUACAAAGACUAAAAUGCUAGAAAAGAUCGCUCCUCAUUUGGCUACCAUUGGUAUUCACAAGAACGGUACUUGGGCUGCACAAAAAAUCAUUGAUUGCGCCAAAACUCCCGCUCAAAUGCAACUCAUUACUUCCAAUGUCAAGGCAUAUACUCCUCCGCUCCUGUUGGACCAAUUUGGAAAUUAUGUAGUACAAUGUUGCUUACGCCUUACCGCUCAACGUAAUCAAUUUAUUUUCGAUGCAAUGGUAGAUCGAUGUUGGGAAAUAGCACAAGGCCGUUUUGGUGCGCGUGCAAUGAGAGCCUGUUUAGAAAGUCAACAUGUAACUAAAAAGCAGCAGAAACAAGUAGCAAUCUCUAUUGUCAUGAAUGCUGUGCCAUUAUCUACUAAUCCGAACGGUGCAUUAUUAUUAACAUGGAUGCUUGAUACUUCUUCAUUCCCUGGUCGCUAUCGUGUUUUAGCUCCACGCCUUGCUCCUCAUUUAGCACAUUUAUGUACACACAAGCUCGCAUCACUGACUGUUCUCAAGAUUAUUAAUCAACGACAAGAACCAGAUGCACGUGACCUUACGAUCACGUCAUUGUUUUUCUCCGCAAAUGACCAAGUGUUAGAAGAUGUACUUAGCGAUCAAGUUCACGGAGUUGGUGUUGUACAAAAGGUAUUGGCCAGUCCAUAUGUAGAUCCUUCUGAAAAGACACGGUUAGCCGAAAAAGUGAAAUUUGUCUUGGGAAAAUUAAAGGUCCAGCAAGUACAAGGAUAUAAACGCCUACUUGAAGAACUAGGUAUGGUAGGAGAUCCAACUCUUGGUAGUACACCUUUGAAUUCCGUACCUUCUCAAGUUGGUAUUCCUCCACAAGGUGUGUUCCCUAAUCCCUUGCCACCAGAUUUAGCUGCCGCUGCUGCUUAUUAUGCUGCAGCACAAGCUGCUUUUGCAAAUCAACAAUUGCAGCAAGUUGCUUCAGGAACUCCAUCACCGGAAAUUAAUGGUGCCUCACAUGAACAACUUGGAUCUCAAUCUUCAAUCCAUCCUUCUUCAAGCGAGGGAUCAUCAUCAAAUUCAGCUGCACAAGUCUCCACAUCUGUAGCAUCCACGCCUUCGUCUGCAUAUCCACCAACACCAAUGUUUAUGAAUAAUAUGCCGAUGUCUCCUCAUCCUCAUUCACCAUUUCCACCUACUUCACCUUAUCCGCACAUGAGUCCUUUCCCACCUUUCAUCCAUCCAUCAGCAUUAGCGGCAGUAGCAGCUGGAAUGUAUGGACAUCCCGCCGCAAUGUUCAGCCCAGCAGCUUAUCCUUAUAUGCUCGCAGCUACAAGUGCUAUGCCACCACCAAUGAUGAAUACACCACCUACCCCGGUCGAAGUCACAGUCCAAGCUCAACAAUAA